AUGGCUAGUGUCGCAACUACCGUGAAGGAGCAGCUCUUGGGCGCUCCAGACUCGUCUCAACUGUCACACCAAUCGCGUGCGAAUUUCCUUCGCCAUGCGCAAAAGGAUGAGAAUGGGGAACUUUUCAUGACCAAGGAAAACUUCAUUGACGCCGUGGCACCCAAACAAGAAGACUAUGUGAGUAGCACCAGGAAACGCCCAAAACACAAAAUCAAGCGCGAACAAUACGGUAUCCUCUUCAACGUGGCAGACCGACGGAAAACCGGCCAGCUGAACCUUGCCGACUGGGCGACUUUCGAAAACCUCCUCGCGAAGCCCGACGCCGAGUACGAGAUCGCCUUCCGUCUUUUUGACUUCGAUGGAACCGGAAGUGUAAAGUUCGACGCCGUGCAGGGACUGUACAACCUCAACAAGAGUACCGAUAGCAUUCCUUUCGACUGGGACUCCGAAUGGGCUUCGCUCUAUGGUGGCCGCUCCAAGUCUCGCCAUGAUAUGACCUACCCCCAAUUCGCUCAGAUGCUGCGCGGUUUGCAGGGUGAGCGUAUCCGACAAGCUUUCCACACCUUCGACAAGGAUGGCGAUGGAUUCAUCCAGCCCGAGGAAUUCCAGCGCAUUAUCCUCGAGACCUCAAAACACAAGCUGUCUGACCACAUCCUCGAGAACCUUCCUACCCUGUGCAAUAUCUCGACCAGCAACCGCAUCUCCUACGCCAAUGUCCGUGCUUUCCAGAAUGUCAUGCGCGAGAUGGAUAUUAUUGACUUGGUUGUUCGGGAAGCUACAAAGAAGAGCGUCGAUGGCAAGAUCACUCGCGCCGACUUCCUCGACGAGGCCGCCCGCAUCACCCGUUUCUCCCAAUUCACGCCCAUGGAGGCUGAUAUUCUGUUCCACUUCGCUGGACUGGAUGCGCCCUCCGGACGUCUCUCGCAGAAGGACUUCGCCAAGGUCAUCGAUUCUUCAUGGCGCGUUCCCAUGAUGGUCGCCGGCCAGGCCUUGUCCGCUGGGCAGGAAGUUGCCGAAAAGACCAAGAGCGUACUCCACAGCGUUCUCGAAUCCGCACACCACUUCGGCCUGGGAAGUAUCGCUGGUGCCUUUGGUGCUUUCAUGGUCUACCCCAUUGAUCUGGUCAAGACACGUCUGCAGAACCAGCGUUCAUCUCGUCCCGGCGAGAGACUGUACAACAACUCCAUCGAUUGCGCGAGGAAGGUCAUUCGCAACGAGGGUUUCACCGGCCUCUACUCCGGUGUCAUUCCUCAGUUGAUUGGUGUGGCGCCCGAGAAGGCCAUCAAGCUGACGGUUAACGAUCUCGUUCGUGGCUUCUUCACAGACAAAGAUACCCAUAGAAUCAAGUACUACCACGAGCUCAUUUCUGGUGGUGCCGCCGGUGCUUGCCAAGUCGUCUUCACCAACCCCCUCGAAAUCGUGAAGAUCCGCCUGCAGGUGCAGGGUGAAAUCGCCAAGAACGUCGAGGGUGCCCCUCGUCGCUCCGCCCUUUGGAUCGUCAAGAACCUGGGUCUAGUUGGCCUGUACAAGGGAGCCAGCGCCUGUCUCCUCCGCGACGUCCCCUUCUCGGCCAUCUACUUCCCCACCUACGCACACUUGAAGUCCGACUUCUUCGGCGAGACCGCCACCAACAAGCUGGGCGUCAUCCAGCUCCUCACCGCCGGUGCCAUUGCCGGUAUGCCCGCCGCCUACUUGACCACCCCCUGCGACGUCAUCAAAACCCGCCUGCAAGUCGAAGCCCGCAAGGGCGACACCAAGUACAACGGCCUGCGCCACUGUGCUUCUACCAUCUGGAAAGAGGAGGGUAUGGCCGCCUUCUUCAAAGGCGGACCCGCCCGUAUCAUGCGUUCUUCGCCUCAGUUCGGUUUCACCCUGGCUGCAUACGAAGUCCUGCAGAAGGCUCUUCCCAUGCCCGGCGAGGGCGACUCUAUCAGCCCCACUGGUCACAUCGAGCCCGGUCUGGGCGGGCAGAGCGCUACGGCGCCUUUGCCCUACCUCCGGUCAAGGAAUGCUCUCAAGCUCAUUCUUGACCUGGACCAGAACAUCGGCCGGGUGCAGGUACCGCGGCCUGAGAACUGGCCCAAGUUCCUGCAGGCCUCGAAGUAG
Messenger RNA from Penicillium bovifimosum, 2106 nucleotides. RefSeq names its product citrin. NCBI's taxonomy places the organism in Eukaryota, Fungi, Ascomycota, Eurotiomycetes, Eurotiales, Aspergillaceae. The transcript has 2 exons. The record is from RefSeq and is a predicted model, not a curated record. Gene Ontology annotation, biological process: L-glutamate transmembrane transport; aspartate transmembrane transport; malate-aspartate shuttle. Gene Ontology annotation, molecular function: L-glutamate transmembrane transporter activity; calcium ion binding; L-aspartate transmembrane transporter activity. Bases 1 to 2106 code for a protein of 701 amino acids.